Molecule: messenger RNA, 1080 nt
Organism: Didymosphaeria variabile
Lineage: Eukaryota; Fungi; Ascomycota; Dothideomycetes; Pleosporales; Didymosphaeriaceae
Exons: 4
Coding region: 1-1080 (359 amino acids)
Cellular component (GO): cytoplasm
Molecular function (GO): 2-oxoglutarate-dependent dioxygenase activity
Source: RefSeq, a predicted model, not a curated record
AUGCCUUCGGUCAAACGCGUACACCUUGACGACCAAGAUGCCGUCGAAGGCCGUUUCGUGGGUGGAAGCCCACUUGCCCGCAGCAGGCUUCUGAAGCCAUUAACGUAUACCGGUUCGCUCGACAAUUUCAGAAAUCAGGAUCUUACUCCGGUAAUUGGGAGGGAAUAUGAAGGUCUCCAGGUGACAGACCUAUUGAAAUGGGGCGACGACAUGAUUAGAGACCUCGCAGUCACCGUUUCACGGCGUGGAGUUGUCUUUCUCCGGGAUCAACAGGUGACCCCAUUUCAAAUGAAAGAACUUAUGCUGCGCAUAACCGAAUUGUCUGGGUGUCCUGAGUCGUCUGGCUUGCAUGUCCACCCCCUGACAGAGGAAGGUUCUGAGCUAGGGGAUCAAAUAUCAGUUAUAAGCAGCGAGAAGCAAAAGAAGGGCGGCGGUCUCACACACCAAUUGUCCGACGUGAGUCGCUUCGCCUCCGCCGGAUGGCACUCCGAUAUAACGUUUGAGCCCGUGCCGUCCGAUUAUGCUAUGCUGAAGAUUCACACUCUACCUGCGACAGGUGGGGACACUUUAUGGGCAUCAGGCUACGAAAUAUACGACCGUGUAUCCCCUGCCAUGCAGCAAUUCCUGGAAGGUUUGACAGCAACGCACGAUGCGAAGUUUUUCUUGGAGGAGGCGGAGAGAUUGGGAAAUCCGAUUAGGAAGGGCAUCAGAGGAAACCCGCUCAAUUUUGGCGAAGCGUUAACGGCAGUCCAUCCAGUUGUGCGAACAAACCCUGUUACUGGAUGGAAGUCUGUCUACGUAAACAAAGGCUUCACGAAACGAAUCAAUGGCGUCACCAAGGACGAGUCGGACUUGCUUCUCGGCUAUCUAUUCAACAUCGUAACCCAAAAUCACGAUGCACAGGUAAGGUUCAAAUGGCGAGCGAACGACUUAGCUAUCUGGGAUAACCGAAGUAUGUGGCACUGCGCUACAUACGACUAUCAUGAUCCGAGAGCGGGAGACCGUGUGUGCAGUGUAGGAGAGGCUCCGUACUUGGACUUGAAGAGCAGGAGUCGAAAGGAAGCUCUAGGAUUGAUGUAG